Messenger RNA from Suillus subaureus, 1478 nucleotides. RefSeq lists its product as uncharacterized. The record is from RefSeq and is a predicted model, not a curated record. NCBI's taxonomy places the organism in Eukaryota, Fungi, Basidiomycota, Agaricomycetes, Boletales, Suillaceae. The transcript has 16 exons. Bases 166 to 1251 code for a protein of 361 amino acids.
ACUUGGACCGUUGUCUUCGCGAUGGACCUAUUCGUGAUCAAGUGCCUUUUCCUUAUAUCCACCAUAUAGUAAAUUGCUCUCUAUGGUAAAAAGUAUUUUCGAAGCCGAGGAUCGGGAAGAAGUGUGGAAAACGUUUGGGCGCCUUACUCUCUCUUUCGCUCAGCCAUGCAUACGUCCGCAGUGCAACUGAGUGUAGACGUGGCAAGUCCCGAUGUCCUUAUCAAAAUGAAGUAUGCUUACGUGGCUUUAGUGACGCUAUGGGCUUAUGACUACGCCAUUACAUUGGAUCAAGAGCUGCCAUUUAUUACGAGGUCGACCUGGAGAACUGUCAAAUAUCUCUAUCUCGUGUGCCGAUAUGUGCCUUUCUUUUAUCUAGCUGUAGUCUCAAGCCGGGCACUGGCAAGUUAUCCAUCACUCAGCAUGUGUCAAACAUUAUACUCCGUGAAUUCAUAUCUCGGUCUCCCGGUAAUCGCUUCAGCAGAAAGUAUAUUUUUUGUACGCACAUAUGCCAUUUGGGACCGUUCCAAACGGGUAUUGUGGGCGUUUGUUGCCACUGCUGUUUUUCUCCUGACACCCAUAGUUGGAAUUCUUGUGAAAUAUGAUUCCUCGACAGUCGUCACCAAUUGGAUCGCCACCGGGGUGCCGGGCUGUUCCAAGACGGGCGAAACUUCUGCUGUGCUUUAUGUGUAUGUACUCAUGGUCAUUGCUGAGUUAGAAAUAUUGUGCUUGACAUUGUAUCGGGCCAUUGCUAACUACCGACGCGAACGGGGUGCCAACGUGCUUAGGAUCCUUGUACAGCAUAACGUAUUCUACUUCAUGUGCGGGGUUGGAUCUUCUGUUGUGCUCAUCAUUGCGAUUGCGGUGUUCCCCGCAUCAUACUCUGACUUAGUGUCCAGCAUACAAAUUACCAUCCAUGCCGCGCUGGUCACGCGAAUGCACCGAGCACUAUGGAGACACAAUGAAGACUAUGCCCAUCCAGAUGAAUUUUCCCUGACCACGUUCAGUGCUCCUCCACCAUUACGGACUUUGCAAAGUGCGGUUGGUUAUCAAUUUAGUAUAUGGAGGAGCCUUUUGGAAAAUAGAGAUCGGGACCACACCCCUAUGAGCAAGACGCGACCAUUCCGACGUCAAUACAUGAUGAUACCCUCUUUUGCGGAUGGACGUACAUUGCCGUCUUUUUUCUUGACAAGACUCCCUCGUUUAGACAUGGGAGCGAGCACGGCGGUAGUCAUCGAGCCUCGAGCAGCAUAAUGUUUGCUGUUUUAGUUAAAGCUCCAUGGACCGCAAACCAUCGGACGUGGACUCAGUUAACGUCAGAUGAUUUGAUCUACAUAGCCAUUUCAUUGUUCAUCGACAUCUUUCGGAUUUAUGGAGAGGGUGAGAUGUAAUGAAUGGAAAUCAAAGGUCAUAACCGCGGAAAUGGCUGCGCAUAUGGAAGUCUUAGGGGGAGGAUUUCCUGGCUUGAUGAAGUUCUUGUU